This is a messenger RNA of Sesamum indicum (sesame), 1868 nucleotides long. It is a transcript of the gene ABCI13, whose product is annotated as non-intrinsic ABC protein 11. Gene Ontology annotation, molecular function: ATP hydrolysis activity; ATP binding. NCBI's taxonomy places the organism in Eukaryota, Viridiplantae, Streptophyta, Magnoliopsida, Lamiales, Pedaliaceae. The record is from RefSeq and is a predicted model, not a curated record.
UACCCGUUUAUCAUUAGCCAAACUGGAAAGGCUGACGGUGAUUGCUACAUUGGCCAAUGGCCGCCAGCCGCCAUCCUCAUUUUCUCGAGUGCCGUCGGCCUUUGCCCAACCGCGAAAACCGUCCCCCACAACAAAUCCAGUCAUCUUUCAAGUUUCGUUGCCAAAACUGAAAUUUGAUUCGGUUUUAAGGUUAUUUGGAUCUAGGUCGCCCUCAUAAUCUUCCUCUUUGGAACAAAUCUUCCGCUCUGCGGCUGUGGGAUUUUGUUGGCGUUAAAAAAAUAGAAGGAAUGGUUUCAGCUUUGGUUUCUAUGUCAUACUCUCCUCUCAACGCACGCAACGACGACAGGAACAGUUGGAGUAGAAGCACCGGCUGUAGUUCCUUGCGAUCUUUUCAGGCAUUUCCGAUUUCUUCUGUCGAUGAUGAACAAGCAAGAAGAAAUAGAAGGGUAGCUUGUGCUUGUGUCGCACCGCCUCAGGACUUGACGCCCGCCAAAUCUAUUGGUGCACAGAAGCUAGAAAACUUGAGUGUCAAGAAGGAGCUAGGGGAUGAAUCAGAUGUGCUCAUUGAAUGUAGAGAUGUCUACAAAUCCUUCGGGGAAAAGCACAUCUUAAGAGGUGUGAGCUUCAAGAUUAGGCAUGGCGAGGCUGUUGGAAUUAUUGGGCCAUCUGGAACAGGCAAGUCAACCAUCUUGAAGAUUAUGGCUGGGCUUCUUGCUCCAGACAAGGGUGAGGUUUUCAUUCGAGGUAGAAGACGACAUGGUUUAAUAAGUGAUGAGGAAAUAUCUGGUCUUAGAAUUGGCCUGGUGUUCCAGAGUGCAGCACUUUUUGAUUCUCUGACUGUUCGUGAAAAUGUUGGUUUUUUGCUAUACGAAAAUUCCACUAUGCCUGAGGAUCAAAUUGCAGAGCUUGUAACAGAGACUCUAGCUGCGGUUGGAUUGAAGGGAGUUGAGGACCGAUUACCUUCUGAAUUGUCUGGUGGGAUGAAAAAGAGAGUUGCUCUGGCCCGUUCCAUAAUUUUUGAUACAACUAAGGAUGCGAUAGAGCCUGAGGUGCUCCUGUAUGAUGAGCCAACAGCUGGUCUAGAUCCAAUUGCUUCCACUGUUGUUGAAGAUCUCAUUCGCUCUGUUCAUAUGAAAGGUGAGGAUGCACUUGGGAAGCCUGGGAAGAUUGCGUCCUAUGUAGUUGUCACUCAUCAACAUAGCACAAUCAGAAGAGCUGUUGAUAGGCUGUUAUUUUUGUAUGAAGGAAGAGUUGUUUGGCAAGGAAUGACUCAUGAGUUUUCUUCAUCAACAAAUCCGAUCGUUCAACAGUUUGCAUCCGGGAGCUUGGAUGGGCCAAUUAGGUACUAGGUCCGACAAGUCUAUGCAUUCAGAUCCAUUGAUGCAGGGAGAGUUUUCUUAAGCGAGAUCAUUGAUGAUUUAGAUGGCUUCUUUUUCAUGGUGGAAUUGAAUCUUAGGCCAAUUUUUCCUGGCAGAGCAGAAUACAAAGUUUCAGGAUUGCUCCUCUAAGUACCCCCACAAUUUUAUGUGACAAGAGCAGGCAAGUUGGUUUACUACCUGCCUGUUGCCGGUGCUUUUAUGCUCUUUUGCUUCUGAUGGAGUUGUGAGGUUGAUCCUGUGUCAUAUGUUCCUCCAUCAAAGGCAGUGUAUACUGUACUAUGUGAAUUCAUUAAAAAAGAAAUGAAUAAAUUGCAGUGAACUGAUUGUGUUGCUUACUUUUGUAGAAUUUUUCUGUCUUAUUUUCUCUGUUUGUAAUGUUUAGGAGCUGAGUAAGCGGUUGUUGCUUUGCAAUGCACAGCAUGUCUAGCUUCUGCUUCUUUAGAUUUGAACUUAAAGGAUUCCUCUGUAAAGUAAUAUGAGGUUGGAUCA